Indicator indicator is the source of this 447-nucleotide messenger RNA. It is a transcript of the gene STMN1, whose product is annotated as stathmin 1. NCBI's taxonomy places the organism in Eukaryota, Metazoa, Chordata, Aves, Piciformes, Indicatoridae. Gene Ontology annotation, cellular component: neuron projection; cytoplasm. Gene Ontology annotation, biological process: regulation of microtubule polymerization or depolymerization; neuron projection development; microtubule depolymerization. The transcript has 4 exons. The coding region runs from base 1 to 447 and encodes 148 amino acids. Gene Ontology annotation, molecular function: tubulin binding. The record is from RefSeq and is a predicted model, not a curated record.
AUGGCUACUUCUGAUAUCCAAGUGAAGGAACUGGAGAAGCGUGCUUCUGGGCAGGCAUUUGAGCUGAUCCUUGGCCCCCGCUCCAAAGAAGCAGCCCCAGAGUUCCCCCUGUCCCCUCCAAAGAAGAAGGAUGUCUCACUGGAGGAGAUUCAGAAGAAGCUGGAAGCAGCAGAGGAGAGGCGCAAGUCUCACGAAGCAGAAGUCUUGAAGCAGCUUGCUGAGAAGAGGGAGCAUGAAAAGGAGGUGCUCCAGAAAGCCAUUGAAGAGAACAACAACUUCAGCAAAAUGGCUGAGGAGAAGCUGACUCACAAAAUGGAAGCUAACAAAGAAAACCGUGAGGCACAAAUGGCUGCCAAGCUGGAGCGCUUGAGGGAGAAGGACAAGCAUAUUGAAGAGGUGAGGAAGAACAAAGAAGGCAAAGACCCUGGUGAGGCUGAAACUGACUGA